Molecule: messenger RNA, 636 nt
Organism: Protopolystoma xenopodis
Lineage: Eukaryota; Metazoa; Platyhelminthes; Monogenea; Polystomatidea; Polystomatidae
Source: the annotation of a GenBank genome assembly
AUGACUCGUUGUAUCAAUGGCCAAACUAUUCUGGAAGAGAAUUAUGAUCCUGAAUAUAACCCAUCUUUAGACGAACUACAUGAUUAUGCAAGUAUCCUUGGAAUAGAUCCGAACUUGGAAGCAGAUUUGAUGCACAUAGCUAGAGAGGGCAUUAAUACGCCCUUACCUAAGAAUUGGAAGGCAUGUCAAGACACCAGCGGUGAUAUAUACUACUUCAAUUUUGCAAAUGGUAAGUCUAUUUGGGAUCAUCCCUGCGAUGAAUACUAUCGAGAACGAGUCUUUGCCGAACGGAAGCGUUUGGCUCUUCUCAAGAACUCUGCCGCUUCCGUCGAGGCCUCGGAUCUGGCCACAAACAAUGGUAAAAUUAAAUCUAAUGGUUCAAACAAGCCCACUAUCUCUCCGUACCCGUUGCAUAAACAUUCGGAUAAUCAGUUUGGAGGUGGUGUAAGAGAAUUUGUAAAUCCUACGAACGAAUCAGAGAAUUGCUCAGCUCUGGGAUCCGCGGAUCAGCAGAAUUUGAACUCUACGUUAAUCUCGGGUAAUCCUAUAAUACAGAAGGCCAGCUCCUUGAAUAAAGCAACUAAACAAACCCCGGAGAUGGCCAGACCAGCAAGCCAUGAUAGCAGUCCAGUUGGG